AUGCGUGAUGAAGACAAGGAGAACUGCCAGGACGUGAGUCCAUCAGACUUCGACUUAUUCCCAAAGUUCACAAAACCUAUGCGAGGCCGUCGUUUUCCCUCUCUGGAAGAGCUUCCUGCUGCAGUCACCCGAGCCAUUCGACAGAUAAACAAAGAUGGUGUCCUGGAUGGGAUAAAGGAAGACGGAGAGUUUGAGAAACCUGGAGAAUUCGCAUGGGAAGAGAGGGAUUCCUGCAGUGGCUUGGUCAUAACUGCUGCACCCGAGGACGUGAGCUGGGACUUCGGGGACAAGAGGACUGAUGCUGACAAGACUGAAAGUGUCAUUACGGAGGUGAAGACUAAUGUGACCCAAGCACCGGAACCAGUUCAAGACUCUGAAGUAGGUCUACAGGAAGAUAGAAUCUACUGCAACCUGGUGGAACUAACUGAAGAUCCUCUGUAUGAAAAUCAAAGAUCUCAAGAUGUUGGAAAAGAACACCUGUACGAAAAUGCCAAGUAUGAGGAACCAUUGUAUGAGAAUUGCUCGGCAUCUGUAAGCGAAGACAAGGAGCAUAUUUACGAACAUGUCUCUUAUCAGAGUCCAGUAAAUAUCUUCUUGGGUUUGCUCCAAAGUGAAACUGAAACAAUCAGUCCAGACCCAAAUAUAUACGAAGUUCCUCCAGGAGCAAUCUUCAAUACAAAUCUCGUCAGCAUCGACGAAUCAGACGCAAGAAAACUGAAACCUCCAGAAGGCUUCCAAGACUACGAGAAUAUCUGCUGGAACCCACAGACAGAAUUCGACGAAGAGAUUUUUACCCUUCCAGUUGAAGUGAUAUACUCGACAGUCGUGAAACCUAAACGCAAGAAGUGCAGACCGCACGUCUCUGUCAUACUGCGUGAAGAGGGAAAUGCAUCUUUUCAUAGUGUGAAAGGAACAAACGACGAGAUGAGUGGUGUCACAGACGUCGAUAUGAAUAAUAAGAAUGGGUUUUCUGGGGCUGGAAAUGCGGGCAGUCAUAUUCAGAAUACAAAUUGCAAUGCUUCCAGCGAACAGGAUUCAAAUCAUACUCAAAUCUCUUGCAAUGACGCUUCCUCGAAAAGUAGCGCAAUCAAUCACAAAGCAAAUGGUACGGGCGUGUCCUUUGAAGAUAUGUCUAGCGACAAUAUAACAUCUUGCGAAGACAAAAAGAACAAUACUACAAUAGAUAAUUGCAUAACUUCACAUGAAGAUAAUUCAGUCGACACUAAAGUUAACAAUUGUGUUGGUCCAUCUCAAUACGCCCCGAUCAAAGCAAAUGAUAAUUUAUUGAAUUCCUUCGAAGUAGAUAAAGCCGGAGUUCCUGAAUGUUUGGAUAAAAUGGAUCAUAUGAUCGAUAAUAGCGUAGCUUCUUGUGGAAACGAUACCGACAACACUAAAUUGGACAACUGCAUAACUUCUUGUGGAAACGAUACAGACAACACUAAGUUGGACAACUGCAUAGCUUCUUGUGGAUGCAAUUUCAUCGAUAUAAAGGUCGAUAAGCACACAAUUUCUUAUGGAGAAACCGAGAAGCUCACUGAAGGUCACAACUGCAUAAAUUCGUGUAAACCUGAGUCGGUCCAUACCAGAGUCGAUAUUUUCGUAACUUCGUACGAAAACAGUUCAAAAGGUAUAGAUAUCCAGGACCCAACCAUGCUUUAUGCAGAAAACUCUAAUGACACUUCCAUAGAGGCCAGUGUGAACAAUGCAAUAGACAAACGUUUGUCAGCUUGUGAGGACUUUAAGAAGUUUGUUGAAAAUGAUACAGCCGCAAUCACCCGUGGAGACGGUUCAGAUAAUGAUGAGAGUGCAGAAAUAAGAAGCUCUUCAUCAAACGAGAUAUCGAGUUCUAUUAAUGAAAUGUUUCCAAAAUCGACAGUGAUCAUAAAGGAAAACACAGGCAAUGAAUCAGAAACCAAGAUUCGUGAUAUUCCUGAUAAAAACUAUGAAAAUGUAAAAGAUGGGGAAUUGGAAGAAGCAUCGGUCAUUGAAAUCUCUGAAGACGGUACAUGGGAGACAAGAAUUCUGCCUUCUACCGAACUUGGACAAGCAAAUCAAGAAGAUGAGGGUCAUAAUACUGAAGAACCAGAAUUUUUAUGUGCAGUUGAUCGGUCUGUAGAGACAGUAAAGAUGGCGUACGGCUCCCAGUAUUACGUGAACUGCCCUGUAGCAAGCGUGAAGCCAAUGAGGCACGAGAAUGCGCCUGGUGAAGGCGAUGAUGAUACGACUCGUAACAUCGGUGCGCAGAUCAUGAAGAAGUAUGAGGAACAGAAGCAAAAACUUCGCGAGAAUUUGCCGGACGUCAGCCUUCUCGAUGUCGACUCUUCACUGGAAGACAUUCAACGUGAGCGUCGACGUAUUAUUGAGAACCAGGCCGUUCGAGCUAAGAGGAUUGACUCCUGGAUAAAAAGUGGGAAGCAUCCUGGGGAGGUACCUGUUGAUUUGCUGGAACUAGAAAACGUGUCGCUAAUUGAGGAAAGUAAUCUGGAUUCGCCUUUGUCAACAAUCACGGACUUCAUAGUGUCUGUCAGCGAUUCAGGUGAAACCACAACGAAAUUCAGCGUCCCUUCAGCCGACAUGGAAACGUGCAUGAGUACCAGUUCAACCAAACUGCCAGCCGAAGGAGAAGUGGUGUACGACUCCAUUAUCCAGAACAAGCACAAAACCAAGAGCUACUGGGAACAGCUGAUGAUGGCGGCUGCUACCACGGAGCAGCCCAGGUUACCGUUCAAGAGAGACUUUCUGAGUCUCGGUAGUGAUGGAGAAGACGGCAAACCAAGCAGUGACGUAUCCGAACAGGAGUAUUAUGAUGCCCGUUCUCAAAUCUCACUCCAUUCCCCUGCAGAGCCGCUUGAUUCCUUAGAUCAGACUUAUGAUCUUACGAGUUCAGGGCCUAAGAUUGUUGAAACUGUCUCAAAGAAACUGAUGGAGGCGGAAACUGUGAAGUUGAACAAGAGCAUUGGUGAAGAGAGUGUUAUUGAGAAAGAGAUACGUUUGCAACGUGAAAGAGAGGAGGCUUUGGCUCGUGAGAGAGAAGAAGCACUUCUAAUGGCCGCUGCUCUGCCACCGGACCACGUUGUCGAGACUUCUACGCCGAGCCCCCCAGUCAGUACUGUAACGGCCACCUACACGAGUCCAAACGCCGCCGAGACCAAGAUUGCCCUUGAACUGCGGGAAAUGCGAGAGCGGGAAGAGGAACUUCGACGUCUUCGUCAGAGGCUCAGCAAAGAAGAAGCUGACGACGGCUUCAAUAGCAUCCCCAACACAGACGAAGGCAACUUUUCCGAGUACGGGAGUGAAGAAAAAGAGCUCAGUUUGGACGGCAACAGCAGUCGCAUGAUGAGUCCAGAAGUUCCAGCAGGUCCUGAAGCUUUCUUGCACCAGAGGACACAGUCCAUGGAUUCCAUGAGUUCUGGGCACAGCUCAGGCUCUGGCUCUGGUUCCGGUAACAUUGACAUGAUUGCGAGUCGCCGUCGAAUCACUGUGAAGCCUCUAGAUGAACCUGAUGAUGAAGAGAUUCCAAGCUACAAGAUGAGGAAUCAGAAGGAAACUCCUAUUGAGCGUGAGAUUCGCUUGGCCCGAGAAAGAGAGGAAGAACUGCGUAGAGAGAAACGCCUUCCUCCACUCAUCUCUCAGCCUUCACCACCAACUGGAAAACAGGAGAUUCGACGAAUUAAUAGCAGAAACACACUCACUAAUGAUUCCCGAAGUGUCCAGCAUCGUCUAGCAACAAGUCGCAUCCAACACGAGAUAGAUGAGGCCACAGAACGUGAGAAAGAACUGCAGGAAGCUGGCAUGAUACAGACUAUGUCUGAAGAAACAGUGGAUUCAAAAGUAACACGGUUCACAGAUUUGGCAGAAUUUGCCAUUGAGGAGCAAGAUCGUAAACUUCAGAAGUCAAUCUCUACAUCACAUGUUCCACAAUCUGUAGAUGAGAUGGAUGGACAAACCAGCAUUUCUCAUACUUUUGUACAGAAAAUUCAGAACAAUAUUGGUUCAGCAAGAGGCCACAGAACUGCUGGACGAACCAUGUCACAGAGUCCCAGCACCCCAACACUCAGUCCACGGAAGUUUCCCAGCAGUUUGGGACAAAAGGGACUGAUGGAGAGAUUUCUGGCUACUCGAGGAAAGAUAGGUACUCUCAGCUCUGGCUUUGUUACUGGAACAUCACCCACCCCAGGACCACUUCCUGCACCUCCUGUUACAACCAACAAACUGGCAGACAUGUCACUUGAUGAACGGCAGAAUAUACAAGAAAGCGAUGAAAGAGAGAAUGGAGACAUUCAGAGAGCAGUUUUUCGCCGAGGAUAUAUUUCAGCUGAAGAAAAGAUGAAGGUGGAAAUGCAAGAGAUGCAAAAACGUGAGGAAGAAUUGAGACUGCAACGUGCUCGAAUGUUUGCACGGUCUCAACCAAAUCUGCUGUGCCUUGGGGACGAAGAGGAAGAGGAGGGCCACACCAUAGAUAGAGACAUGGAGAAUCACAUCCCUCUUCGCACUGCUUUGUCAAACCCUAAUUUAUUGGACUCAGAAACAACUCCUAAUGGUGACAGCAACUCAGUAGACAAGCCAUCCUUCAGGACAAUCCGGAAACAGAAUGCACUGAUUGCACAGUGGGAGAAUAUGAUUCAGCAAAACAUCGAACAUUAAACAAAACAGCCAUUUGAUUAGUUGUAUAUUUGAAGAAUAUGAAUAUUUCAGUAGAACUGAAAACCAGUGUUUCUUUAUGUGGAAUAUUUAACAUUUAGAACAAAGGAAGCUAUGUAGAAUGGUGAAAUGUUGCUAAUUUAGAAUGUUUAGCAACAUAAAACUAUAUUGCUUUUCUCUACAUGUUAUGUCAAGAUGAAGGUUCAACAUGGAAACAGAGAUGGAAGUGUGACAAGCAAAAAGUAACAAAUGGUAGUCUGUUUUUUCUUAUUGAACUCAACUCAGUCAACUAGCAUGGUGCUAUCAAGUUAAAUUUUUCUUAGAAUAUUUUGUGCUAUUUUUUGAAAUAGCAGACACUAGACAGCAGCAUCCUUUUUGGUCUGUGAAUAACUCACUAGAACAAAAAAAAAAUAUAUCAGUAAUUUCUGUGUAGUUAUUUUCUCAAAUUUUGAUCUACCAAGUAAUCUUAAAAGUGACAAAGAUACUUCAUUCUCAUUUAGGGAAUGAAAAACACAUAGUUAAAAAAUUGCAGCCUAUGUCAUUAGAAGAAUCAAUGUUUUCAUUGACAUCUCACUGCAAGUUUACUGUAAGUGAUGUUGACAGUAUAAAAUCAAAACAUAUAUUAAGUAGUUUUCUUUUUUUUUUUGCUUAUUCCAUUAGCUGCUCAGCUGAAAACAAAAUUAUAUAUUUGUGAAAUAUUUAUUUGAAUUUUAACUUAACUCAUCUUCUAUUUCAAUUAUGUAAUCAGAUGUAAUAAUUAAUAUUGAGUGGGAUAUUAAUUCUUUACUACUUAUUUUUUAAGUUAACUACAAAUUCUGCUUGUUAAUCAGUUAUCACAGGCCGUCAGUUACAUACAUUAAUCUUUAUUCCAUGUUAGGUGCGGGAAUAUUCAGUGAAAUCAUAAAAAUCAUCUGGUUGUGAAAUAAAUUAUUCAUUUUGUAUGAAAACAAUUAUAUUCACAAUUAAGCAAUGUUAGCAGUAAGAGAUCAAAAUCGGCAUGCUUCAUCAGCAAAAAAACACAUAGAGAAGAUGACUUUGUGACACUUUGUGUCACUUUGUGUCUAAUCCAUAAGUGCAGCAACCGUAAAAACUGGAAAUUCUUAAUGAAUCAUGAUAUGCAUUCUAUCAUAUUAUUCACAAGGGAAUAAUUACCUUUUUAUAUGAAUUAAACAGUUAUAAUCCACUGUGACCUGGCCUUCACACUUCAUAUUGCUUAGCUGGCCUGGAAUGGUUUUCAUAUUAUUUUAUAUAAAAUAGAGAAUUAUUUAUAUUCAACAUAUUUUUUGGUACCUUGGUGAAUACCUUAACUGACAUGAGGAGCAGCUCAGUGUUAUUUUUAAUAUGUAAAAUGCAAUACAUUACACGUUAAUGAUUUCGUUAUGUUCUAAUUUUCAUAAUGCCAGCCAUCAUGAUGUGCAUGAAUCACAGGCGCCAAUGAAGUGUUUUAUGUCCUUGGCCCCUGACACACAUGUCCAUUAUUUGUCAGUAACUGUAAUGUUACACUAGUAUAUAACAAUAUAUUUUUUCAUUAUUAAUAAAGAUGUUUGUGUCAAGAGAA
This is a messenger RNA of Cryptotermes secundus, 6199 nucleotides long. RefSeq lists its product as uncharacterized. The transcript has 13 exons. Lineage: Eukaryota; Metazoa; Arthropoda; Insecta; Blattodea; Kalotermitidae. The record is from RefSeq and is a predicted model, not a curated record. Bases 1 to 4644 code for a protein of 1547 amino acids.